UACGCCCCUGUCAUACGUCACUACGACGCUCCCCUCACCGGGACAGACAUGGCGGCGUACAUGAUCACUUCAACCCUGCAAAGAGUUGUGCUUGUUGCUAAGCAUGCCUCUUUCCAGUCCAGAUGCUGUGUGGUGUCCAGUCGAGUACGGUACUCCACUGUUUAUGAUUCCAAUGAGAAGACCUUUGAUAAGAUCCUUAUUGCAAACAGAGGAGAGAUCGCCUGCAGGGUGAUGAAAACAUGUAAGAAGAUGGGAAUCAAAACAGUGGCGGUGCACAGUGAUGUCGAUGCCAGCGCGGUCCAUGUGAAGAUGGCUGACGAGGCAGUGUGUGUAGGCCCCGCCCCCACCAACAAGAGCUACCUCAACAUGGACGCCAUCAUGGGCGCCAUCAGGAAGACUGGAUCCCAGGCCGUGCAUCCAGGCUACGGCUUUCUGUCUGAAAAUAAAGAGUUUGCCAAGAGACUGGCUGCAGAAGAUGUGGUGUUCAUAGGACCGGACACCCACGCCAUCCAUGCCAUGGGCGACAAGAUCGAGAGCAAGCUCCUUGCCAAGGCAGCCAAUGUCAACGUCAUCCCCGGGUUUGACGGGGUCGUCGAGAACGUGGAGGAAGCUGUGAAGAUUGCAGGAGAGAUCGGCUACCCGGUGAUGAUCAAGGCCUCAGCAGGAGGAGGGGGGAAAGGUAUGAGGAUCGCCUGGAACGAUGAUGAGACCAGGGAAGGUUUUCGUUUGUCCUCACAGGAGGCUGCAUCUAGUUUCGGAGACGACCGUCUGCUGAUUGAGAAGUUUGUAGACAACCCCAGACACAUUGAGAUCCAGGUCCUGGCUGAUAAGCAUGGUAAUGCUCUGUGGCUGAACGAGAGGGAGUGUUCUAUCCAGAGGAGGAACCAGAAGGUGGUGGAGGAGGCUCCAAGUACGUUUCUGGACCCAGACACACGUCGUGCGAUGGGGGAGCAGGCAGUACAGCUGGCUAAAGCAGUCCAGUACUCCUCUGCCGGGACCGUAGAGUUCUUGGUGGAUUCCAACAAGAACUUCUACUUCCUGGAGAUGAACACUCGCCUUCAGGUGGAGCACCCAAUCACAGAGUGUAUCACUGGUCUGGACCUGGUGCAGCAGAUGAUCCGGGUGGCCAAGGGUUUCCCUCUGCUACACAAACAGGAAGACAUCCCCAUCAACGGCUGGGCUAUAGAGAGCAGAGUCUACGCUGAGGACCCCUACAAGUCCUUUGGUCUGCCCUCCAUUGGACGCCUGUCACAGUACCAGGAACCCAUCAACCUCCCAAAAGUGCGUGUGGACAGUGGCAUCCAAGAAGGAAGUGACAUCAGUAUCUACUAUGACCCAAUGAUCUCCAAGCUGGUGACCUAUGGCGCCACGCGCGCUGAAGCCCUGCAGAGGAUGGAGGACGCUCUGGAUAACUAUGUCAUCAGAGGUGUGACCCACAACAUCCCCCUGCUCAGGGAGAUCAUCACCCACCCUCGCUUCAUCUCUGGUGACAUCACCACUAACUUCCUGCCAGAGGAAUACCCAGAGGGGUUCAAAGGUCACCAGCUGACCUCCGAGGGUCGCAGGGAGCUCGUCGCCACCGCAGCCGCUCUCUACGUCUCGGCACAGCUCCGCUCCCAGAGGUUCCUGGGUAAUCUCAGGGUGUCCACCACCCCCCAGGAGAGGAGGCAGUGGGAGCUGUGUGUGGAGUUGGAGAAGGGAAGCCACGCGGUCGCUGUGUCACGCUCUGGAUCCACGUUCACUGUGGAGGUGGAUGGAGUUAAGGUGGAGGUUAGUGGAGAGUGGAACCUGGCCUCAGCCCUGCUGCCUGUCACCAUCAACAGAACCCCCAGGGUUCUACAGUGUCUGUCUAGAGAUGCAGGAGGAGACAUCACUCUACAGUACCUGGGCACACAGUUUAAGGUCCGUGUUCUCAGUCAGCUGGUAUCCACGCUGAGCGCUCACAUGCCUGAGAAGGUUCCAGAAGACACCAGCAGCAUCCUGCGUUCUCCUAUGCCUGGCUCCGUGGUCGCCGUGUCUGUCAAACCUGGAGACGUGGUGGCUGAAGGCCAGGAGAUCUGUGUGAUUGAGGCCAUGAAGAUGCAGAACAGCUUGAUUGCUGCUAAAGCUGCCAAGGUGAAGAGUGUCCACUGUAAAGCAGGAGAGACGGUUGGAGAGGGAGACCUUCUGGUCCAACUAGAGUAGGAUCUAACCUACGACCUCUAACCUCUGCCCUCUGCCCUCCCACCUCUGACCUCGCUCGCCAGGGAUUGGCUUCCAAGUCAGGUUGAAGGAAUUCUGGGACAAAGGAAUGAACAGGAUACUAGUAGACUAGAUGGACGGUUCCCCAGUCUGUCCUUGUUGUUUUGUUCUGGUGUUUUGGUCUUCCUGUGGUACUAGUAGGCUACUCUCUCCAGUAUUGGCUUCUGGGAUUCACUCGUUCUAGGAAUUUUCCACACAAAAACUAAAAAACAAGAUGGACGCUGUGGACCUGUUUUAGUGCCUUCAGCCUCUGAAAGGAGGAUUGUCCUGUUAAAUAUGAUGAAUACUGUAUAUAUCACUUAGCAACAUGCCACUAAUCAUGUGUAAUGUACUUCCUCACUAGCCUGGUCUCAGAUCUGUUUGUGCCAUCUUGCCAGGACAUCUGGGACCAGGCUAGCGCCUCACAUUUCACUGUAAUGAAACACUUGUGUAUCAGAGUGUAGAAACCUGGUUAUAAGUAUAACACUACUCCCUUGGCUGGAGUUGUGUUUGCCUUUUUAAAGGAUAUCUCUCAACCCCAAUUUCAGCCUUUGUCCAACCCCUUGACAUUGUAAAGAAAAACAUGCAUUCAGGUGAGAAGUGGAUGGGGGGACUUGCUCAUAAAUAUUCAUUUUGGGGGUGGGUAAAUGUAGUUGUACCUCAUCCCAACACUCUCUCACUGAAGUAUACUUACCAGAAGUCCACUGGCACGCUCUGAUAAUAAAAUGAUGUGCAUCGCGAGCAAAUACGGCUCUGGAAAGUUAGCUCACAGUUGUUAUGUGCUGACUUCCUGACAUCUAUUGCCACUUGCAGUGUAAGUUAGAAUCCCUUAUGGGGGGGGAAUAUUUGAAACGUGGACUCAUAUUUACUGCGGUAUUGUGUUGGGAGGAAAGAGAAAUCAUCACCUUGUAAAUGAAGGGGCUCAACUCAAUCCAAACCUCAUUGCAGUAUUUACGCAGUAUCUCUUUUUCCAAUGGUCAAAUGAACUCACAGACUGGUCUUGGGUACUGUAUGAAAACCUACAACUACUACCAGGGCGACCCCUCUCACAGCUAUGCUUUCACUUUUCAGAAUUAGAAGUGUGUGUGUGGUCACGUGAUGAAUAUAGGAAAUAAAGGAUUUGAAGAAUAAA
Salmo salar (Atlantic salmon) is the source of this 3352-nucleotide messenger RNA. The record is from RefSeq and is a predicted model, not a curated record. NCBI's taxonomy places the organism in Eukaryota, Metazoa, Chordata, Actinopteri, Salmoniformes, Salmonidae.